CAUGAAGAAGCCCACGCCUUGCCGGCAUGGGAAGUGCAUGAACAGGCGUGGACGCUACAAAUGUUCGUGCUCAUCUGGUUGGACCGGACCUACUUGCCAACGUGCCCUGCGAUGUUCUCCUGGGUGGAAAGAGCACAACAACUACUGCUACAUGCUGGUGAAACGCAAAGUCGGCUGGAGUAAUGCGAAUGAUAGGUGCAAAAUAAUGAGUGCACAUCUUGCGUCUGUCAAGAACUCACAAGAGAACAACUUCAUUGCAUCCUUCGUCACCAAAGCUCCUGAAGGGAGGCAAAAAAUGGUUUGGCUCGGACUGACGGGUAUACACAAGAAAGGACCAUUGAUGUGGACGGAUGGGUCACGUGUUGUCUACAAGAACUGGGCCCCUGGUGAACCUAACAACUUGAAGAUAAUGUCUCUGUUCCGCGGAGAGCACUGUGGCGCUAUGUACAUCAAGACCUAUAACUCCUGGACUGGAAAGAAGAAGAAGCAAGGCCACUGGAACGACGCUUACUGUGACGAGCCCUAUCCCUUCGUGUGCAAGGCUCGCACAAAACGGCCACCUUAAGCCAAGUAAAGAAUGGCAACAAGAUUUCAAAGAAAGGGUUGACUUCAGUGUCUUAAUAGUGAAUGGAAGUCACCUUGUUGAAGACCCUAUGAUCAUAGCAAAGAAUUUGUUCGAAAUCCGAAACUUAGGACAACAGUGUUAAUUGUGACUUGUGAACAUUAUGGGAAUGUUCUGGUGGUGAUAACGCAGUUGUAGAAAUGACAAAUAAUUUUGCUCAACAAUAAUAUAAAAUAUGGCAAGGUCUGCUACUUAAGACAUAUACUAAUAAGUGUAUUCCGUAUUUGAAGUAGAAUUGAUCUUCAUUUCAAUGUAGCAAAGCGGACACCAUGUAUUGAAAUUACAGAUAAAGUGUACUUAUAAGUGUGUCUUUUCAACAUUUUUACUAACAGCUUUCACCAAUACAGAUUUGACGGGUCUGAGUUGAGCUGAGCCUUAACAGUUGUAAAAUUAUACAUUUGUUUAUAAAUGGUUCAACUGUAGAUGUUUUACACGUUUGGGAUCUAUAUGAUAAACUCCGUAAUGGACCACAAGUCGUAGUGCUUAACAUGCAUAUAGGCGGGAGAAACAUUUAGUGCCAUUUUCCCACCCCUUAACGUUAAAGAUACAGCAAAUAAAUUUAUGAUCUUAUAGCUUAAUUAUCAAUCAAUGAUGACACAGUCCAUUUGAUAAAUACAAUGAUUUAACAUCGAUCGAUUUCUAAAACAGUAAAUGGAUCAACUAAAAUGAAUGACUGAUGAAUUAGUUAAUGGUUCAAUGAAUACAUUGAAAUCGAUAAAUAACUAAA
Molecule: messenger RNA, 1349 nt
Organism: Branchiostoma floridae (Florida lancelet)
Lineage: Eukaryota; Metazoa; Chordata; Leptocardii; Amphioxiformes; Branchiostomatidae
Product: C-type lectin lectoxin-Lio2-like
Exons: 4
Coding region: 2-565 (187 amino acids)
Molecular function (GO): calcium ion binding; signaling receptor activity
Source: RefSeq, a predicted model, not a curated record